Sipha flava (yellow sugarcane aphid) is the source of this 573-nucleotide messenger RNA. RefSeq lists its product as uncharacterized. Lineage: Eukaryota; Metazoa; Arthropoda; Insecta; Hemiptera; Aphididae. The record is from RefSeq and is a predicted model, not a curated record. The coding region runs from base 1 to 573 and encodes 190 amino acids. The transcript is spliced from 2 exons.
AUGUCUGGACAAAUAAAUGGUGUCCAAGCUCUUAUUUUGAAAGAGCAACCUUUAGCUUUCUACACUCAUUGUUUUAACCAUUCCCUCAAUUUGUGUUUAUCCAAAGCAUGCAAAGUAUUCACAAUAAAAAUAAAAAUGGAAUUACUCACCUUAUGUGAGACUCGUUGGAUUGAAUGGCAUGAUGCAUUAAUUAUAUUCAAAGAAUUGUUUUUGUACAUCAUAGAAACUUUAGACGACUAUGAAAAUAAUGGUAGUAAAUCAGAUUUCUCAAGUAAAGCAGUGAUGUAUGGUAGUGCUAUCAGAAAAAGCGAUCAUGUCGUUUCAUUAGAAGUAGUAGUUUUUAUUUUUUCCUAUACAUUAAAUUUAAGUCAAGUUUUUCAAAGUAAACAACAAGACUUAUCAAAAGCACUAAAUGAUGUUGUAACUGUACGAGAAUCUUUAGAAUCUAUUCGUAGAGAUGUUGAUAUUAAUUUCAAAAAUAUAUUUAGUGAAGUACUUAAGAUUGCUUCUAAAAUAGACGUCGAUAUUAAAAUACCUCGAGUUGUUGCAAACAAAAUAAAAGAGCAAAUGUGA